AAGCUCGAACUAAUCUAAGACCCUUGCUCGUCUCUUAAUGUGAGAGAAAGAAAGAGAGAGGCGGCCAUGGGAGGCGGAAUGGGUGCGUUUUGGGGAACUCGAGUGAUGGAAUUGGUGAAGAAGCACGAUUCCGGUGGUCUUCUUUGGAAGCGGAUCAAGCUUACACCUACUCGUAAAGCCAAUGCCAAAACCCGCCUCCGUCGCGUUUGGCAGAAUGAGGCUGUUCUAAGGGCGUGUGGUGAAUCAGAUGCACCAACUUCUCCGGGAGCUAGCAACACAAAAAGCUGUAGCAGUGCGGUGAAAAAUGAGUAAGACGGAAGAGGAGCUAGUCAUAGUUUGUAAGGACUCGUAGAUCAAGUCUCUGUCGUUACCUGAUUUAACAAAAAUAAAAUUUGAACCUUGUGUUUGGUUAUUAUUGCAAAAGAAGGCACCUCCACUCCAAAGUAAAACAUGGGAUUUGAGUCUUA
Messenger RNA from Arabidopsis lyrata subsp. lyrata, 467 nucleotides. RefSeq lists its product as uncharacterized. The transcript is spliced from 2 exons. NCBI's taxonomy places the organism in Eukaryota, Viridiplantae, Streptophyta, Magnoliopsida, Brassicales, Brassicaceae. The coding region runs from base 67 to 312 and encodes 81 amino acids. The record is from RefSeq and is a predicted model, not a curated record.